Messenger RNA from Dentiscutata erythropus, 228 nucleotides. The record is from the annotation of a GenBank genome assembly. Lineage: Eukaryota; Fungi; Glomeromycota; Glomeromycetes; Diversisporales; Gigasporaceae.
AUGGCCGAUGCAAUAAAUUUCCUUUUCCCAAAGAUUCCAAAGUUAAUUUCUACAGUAAUAGACCAUUAUAAAAAUGGUCCUCCUAAACCGUCAUGGAAUUUAAAAUUCCACUUGAUUUUUGCGUUUAUUCAGUUAGCAAUUGACGAUUUGUAUCAUUCAACAAUUGAAGAUGUCCAAAGAUUUUCAAAUAAACCCGCUGCUAUUCCACCUGAUUUUGCAGUGGAUCAA